AUGUAUCCUCAGCACCACCGCCACGACAAGCACAACGCGACGACUACUGCUUCAACAACGACCGCACGCCAUAUCACGUGCCCGUCAGCUGUCUGGCAUCCAAAUGCAACCACAGUUGCUGGCUCAGCUAGUGGCGCUAGCGGCUUGACGACUGCACUAUUCAACGGGCCAUAUGACUUCACCGUGGACUCUGCGUUUAAUGUGUAUGUGUCGGAUUUCUGGAAUUAUCGUGUGAUGAAAUGGCCUCAGGGUAGUGUGAACGGAACAAAGGCUGGUCCGCAGCUUGGCUACGGUACGGGCACAGACACACAGCAUAUGAAUACGCCUGUAGCGCAGUGUUUUGAUUCGACAGAAUCGAAUUUGUACAUAUCGGAUACAUACAAUUGUCGCAUCCUGAAAUGGAAUGUGGCUUCAAAUAAUAUUACCAUUGUUGUGGGUGGCACAGGAUGUGGUAAUGCUUUGAACCAGUUCGACUGGUCUGAUGGGCUCUAUGUCGAUCGAUUUGAUUAUCUUUAUCUGUCGGAUUAUGUAAACGAUCGUGUACUGAAAUUUCCACCCAAUUCAAAUUCGUCUACAUAUGGCACCAUAGUUGCUGGAACUGGUACGGCGGGUGCAGCGUUGAACGAGCUUAACACACCAUGGGGCAUCUAUGUCGAUGAAUCUGACAACGAUACAUUAUAUGUCGUGGAUUAUGCGAAUCAUCGUGUGAUGAAAUGGCUCGCAAAUGCCACAAAUGGCACAAUCGCUGCGGGUGGUCAUGGCGCCGGCUCGCUUGAAAUGGCUGAAAAACGCAACAAACGGAACGCUGGUGGCGGGCAUUUCGAGCUCCGGUGGAGUACUGUCGACGCAAUUGAACGGUCCGUCUGGAAUCCGGUUCGACACGAACGGGCAUCUGUACGUCGCCGAUUACCUGAACAACAGGAUUCAACGAUUCACCGUUAA
Didymodactylos carnosus is the source of this 942-nucleotide messenger RNA. Lineage: Eukaryota; Metazoa; Rotifera; Eurotatoria; Philodinida; Philodinidae. The record is from the annotation of a GenBank genome assembly.